GCCGAGGGCGGUGGGCAGCGGGUGGAGUUGGAGGCCGGGGGAGUCGCGGCUAUUGGUGGUGCACCUGAAGGCUGACACUGCGGUCCUGGAAGCUGGGUUUCAGGGGUCCCCGUCGCCAUGAGCCGCUUCAAGGUGUCCAAAUUCCGGCACACGGAAGCCCGGCUAUCCCGCCGUGAGUCCUGGAUCAGUGACAUUCGAGCAGGAACUACUCUCUCUUGUGGGAACCAUAUCAAAUCCAGCUGCAGUUUGAUUGCCUUCAACUCUGACCAUCCAGGUGUGCUGGGCAUCGUGCCUCUGGAAGAUCAGGGAGAGGAGAGGAGACACGUGACCCACCUGGGCUGCCAUUCUGACCUGGUCACAGACUUGGACUUCUCUCCCUUUGAUGACUUCCUCCUGGCCACAGGAUCAGCCGAUAGGACGAUGAAACUGUGGCGACUGCCAGCCCCUGGCCAGGAGCUGCCCUCAGGGCCUGGGCUGGUGCUGGGCCCAGAGGACACCCGGGUAGAGGUGCUGCAGUUCCACCCCACCGUGGACGGCAUCCUGGUGAGCACAGCAGGCACGGCUGUGAAGGUCUGGGAUGUGGCCAAGCAGCAGCCCCUAACAGAGCUGGCAGCCCAUGGGGACCUGGUGCAGGGUGCUGUCUGGAGCCGGGAUGGAGCACUGGUGAGCACAACAUGCAAGGACAAGCAACUCAGGAUCUUUGACCCCAGAACAAAGCCUGAGGCCUUGCAGAGUACACAGGCCCACGAGAACAGCAAGGACGGCCGGCUGGCAUGGACAGGCACCCAGGAACACCUUGUGUCCACUGGAUUCAACCAGAUGCGUGAACGUGAAGUAAAGCUGUGGGACACUCGGCAUUUCUCCAGCGCCCUCGCCUCCCUCACCCUCGACACCUCACCUGGGCCUCUGAUGCCCCUGCUGGACCCAGACUCCGGGCUCCUGGUUCUGGCAGGAAAGGGUGGGAGUCAGCUGCACUGCUAUGAGGUGGCCCCCCAGCAGUUGGCACUGAGCCCAGUGACCCAGUGCCUCCUGGAGAGUGUCCUUCGGGGAGCCGCCCUUGUGCCCCGGAGGGCGCUGGCUGUCAUGGGCUGUGAGGUGCUCCGAGUCCUUCAGCUGAGUGACACGGCCAUCAUGCCCAUCAGCUACCAUGUACCCCGCAAGGCCGUGGAGUUCUACGAGGACCUGUUCCCUGACACUGCAGGCUGCGUGCCAGCCUCUGAACCUCACAACUGGUGGGCUGGGAGCAACCGGCAGGUGCAGAGGGUCAGCCUCAACCCAGCUCAGCAACCCCACCCCAGCUUCACUUCCAGCCUGGUACCCCCUGCAGAGCCCUCCCCUGAUGCAACCCAGCCUGCGGAGCCGCCCACAGGCGACAAGGACCCCAGUGAGGGCUUCUCCUCUCCUCCCAGCUCUCUGAUCUCACCAUCCACGCCAUCCAGCCUGGGGCCCUCGCUCUCCAGCACCAGUGGCAUCGGCACCAGCCCCAGCCAGAGGUCACUGCAGAGCCUUCUGGGCCCCAGUUCCAAAUUCCGCCAUGCUCAGGGCACUGUCCUACACCGAGACAGCCACAUCACCAACCUCAAGGGGCUCAACCUCACCACACCUGGUGAGAGUGACGGUUUCUGUGCCAACCAUCUGCGUGUGGCCGUGCCCCUGCUCAGCAGCGGUGGGCAGGUGGCUGUGCUUGAGCUGCAGAAGCCCGGCCGCCUGCCUGACACAGCACUGCCCACGCUUCAGAAUGGGACAGCCGUGACCGAUCUGGCCUGGGACCCCUUUGACCCCCACCGCCUUGCAGUGGCUGGGGAAGAUGCCAGAAUUCGCCUGUGGCGGGUGCCCCCAGAUGGCCUGGAGGAGGUGCUCACCAUACCAGAGGCUGUGCUCACAGGCCACACAGAAAAGAUCUACUCUCUGCGCUUCCACCCCCUGGCAGCUGACCUGCUGGCCUCCUCUUCCUAUGACCUUACCAUUCGAAUCUGGGACCUUCAGGCUCGAGUCGAGCGGUUGAGGCUGCUAGGCCACCAGGACCAGAUAUUUGGCUUGGCCUGGAGUCCCAAUGGGCAGCAGCUGGCCACUGUCUGCAAGGAUGGACGCUUGCGGGUCUAUGAGCCCCGGAGUAGUCCUGAGCCCCUGCAGGAAGGCCCAGGGCCAGAGGGGAGCCGUGGAGCCCGCAUUGUCUGGGUGUGUGAUGGUCACUGUCUGCUGGUAUCUGGCUUUGACAGCCAAAGCGAGCGCCAGCUACUCUUGUACUCAGCCAAGGCCCUAGCUGCUGGCCCUUUGGCAGUGCUGGGGCUGGACGUGGCUCCUUCCACCCUGUUGCCCAGCUAUGACCCGGAUACUAGACUGGUGCUACUCACAGGCAAGGGUGACACCCGCGUGUUCCUUUACGAGCUGCUCCCUGAGGCUCCUUUCUUCCUGGAGUGCAACAGCUUCACUUCCCCUGACCCCCACAAGGGCUUCGUCCUCCUGCCCAAGACAGAGUGUGAUGUGCGUGAAGUAGAGUUUGCCCGAUGCCUGCGGCUUCGCCAGACCUCCCUGGAGCCUGUUGCCUUCCGGUUGCCCCGAGUCAGGAAAGAGUUCUUCCAGGAUGAUGUGUUCCCAGACACAGCUGUGAGCUGGGAGCCGGCGCUCAAUGCCAAAGCCUGGCUGGGAGGUGCUAACAGACAGCCCCAGCUUCUCAGCCUGCAGCCCCCUGGCAUGACCCCAGUGAGCCAGGCCCCCCGUGAAGCCCCUGCCCGGAGGGCUCCAUCCUCAGCACUCUACCUGGAAGAGAAGUCAGACCAGCAAAAGAAGGAAGAGCUGCUGAAUGCCAUGGUGGCAAAGCUGGGGAAUCGGGAGGACCCACUCCCCCAGGACUCCUUCGAAGGUGUGGACGAGGACGAGUGGGACUAGUCUGCCCACUAAGCCACCUCUGGUCUCACCUGCCGUUGCCACCUUCUAGAACCACCUAGUGCCCCUGCACACCUCAUAUCUUACCCUCAAACUGGAAGGCACGUCUUGGCUCUGGCAAAACUCAUCCCAGAAGCCCUGGCUUUCCUUGGGCCUUGGGCACAUCCAUGUCCUCUGGGUCCUGCUAAAACACCCAUGGAUUAUCUGCACCUCUGCUUUCUCUGGUACUGCCCACUUCUCCUCAGCUGCCUGCUAGCAUGUGGAUCCAGAAGCAUGGGGGUGGGAUGAGGCGGGCGGCCAGUAGCAUGUCCCUGGGCAGGCCCUGGGCUCCCUGUCUCCCUACUCUGACCUGAGCUGCCUUCACCUAGCACCUUCAGUUAUUACAUGCCACCUCAUCUUGCCUGCUAUCCCACUCUGGCCAAAGGCCUUGGGGGCUGGCCCCCUGCCAGGCCAUUUGGAGUAGCAUCAGUGUCAGAGGUCUGGGAACAGUCACCCUGUUCCCCAGGCUUGAAGCAGGAGAAGGCGGCAUCAUAGGCUGGUGGCCUGAUUAAGGGGGUAUGAGCCCUACAGGGGCUGGCCUGCAUAUGCCUGGAAUAUUUUCAACAAUUAAACUUUUCUAUGCUGGCCA
Molecule: messenger RNA, 3514 nt
Organism: Phyllostomus discolor (pale spear-nosed bat)
Lineage: Eukaryota; Metazoa; Chordata; Mammalia; Chiroptera; Phyllostomidae
Product: mitochondrial import inner membrane translocase subunit TIM16
Exons: 28
Coding region: 118-2889 (923 amino acids)
Biological process (GO): protein import into mitochondrial matrix
Cellular component (GO): TIM23 mitochondrial import inner membrane translocase complex
Molecular function (GO): protein binding
Source: RefSeq, a predicted model, not a curated record